CUUCUUGCCAGGAUGAAGGGGCUUCUCCUGAGACAGAGGCUGGCCCCAGGCUGCUGCCGCCAGUGAAGCAUCCAUCUGCCUGCACAUUCAUCCAUGGAGUACCAGAGCCAAGGUCCUUGACAGUGCUGGGUUGGGCAGAGCCUCCCAUUUUCUGCUCCUUCCUUUCACCAUGGGGCAGAGGCACCUGCUGUGUCUGCUGCUGCCUCUUGCCCUAUAUGCUCUGUUGACCACACAUGCAGCUGGGCCCCCACGGACACCCAAGGGCAACCGGACACAGGGGGCAACAGUGCCCCGGCGAUCCUCCAAGCAGGUCAAGGAGCAACUGAACCAUACGCUGGCCAGUACACCUCCCUCUGCCGUGCCAGCUGGUAGCGGGGGCAGCCGUGCACGCGGUGGAGUUGGAGAUAGAGGGCCACCAAGAGCGGCCUCCAGUGGCAGUGCAGGAAGCUCAAGCCCAGCGUAUGAUACAUGCAUGGGCUACUAUGAUGUAAGUGGACAGUGGGAUAAAGAAUUUGAGUGUAACAACAGCCAGAAGGAUUUUCGCUACUGUUGUGGUACCUGCAAUUACCGCUUCUGCUGCAACAAGCGUUCUGAGAAGCUCAACCAGUACAUGUGCCGUAAUAAUGGCCGUGGACCCACCACAGAUUCAAUGACUACUGCCACUAGUAAUGGUGGACCUGGAGAAAUAUCCAAUGUCUAUGACCCAAAUGAGGAUACCACUAAUGCCACCGUCUACAUUUCAUGUGGAGCCAUUGCCUUUGUUGUCAUUGCAGGCAUAUUUGCCAAGGUAGCCUAUGACAAGGCACGACAGCCACCACAGGAGAUGAACAUCCACAGGGCUCUGGCUGAUAUCCUCCGGCAGCAGGGACCAAUCCCCAUAGCACACUGUGACAGAGAGACUAUCUCAGCUAUAGAGUCCUCCUCCAAAGACAACACACCAGUCAGAACAUCCUCCAAAAACCACUACACACCAGUGCGCACCUCCAAGAGCAACCUAGGUCACUAUGGAAAAGAUUUUUAUCGAAGUGGAGGCCCAGAUUUCCAUAAUUUCAUCUCCUCUGGAUUUGUCACAUUAGGAAGAGGACACAGCAAGGAAAAGCCACGGAUGAACAGUAUUCUAACCUCUGCAACUGAGCCCUACGAUCUCUCCUUCUCCAGGUCCUUCCAGAACCUCUCUCACCUCCCACCAUCCUAUGAGUCUGCAAUUAAGACUAACCCAAGUAAAUAUUCUUCUCUGAAGAGAUUAACUGACAAGGAUGCUGAAGAAUACUACUCAAGAAAGAGGCACCUUCCUGACUUAGCAGCAAGAGGGACUCUCCCUCUCAAUGUCAUCCAGCUAUCCCAGAAACAGACCAACCAAAGGGAGCGGCCACGCCGUGUGAUACGGGCCAUGUCCCAGGACCGAGUGCUGUCCCCAGAAAGGGUUAUGCCUGAAGAAUUCAGUAUGUCUUAUGAGCGGAUCCUCUCCAACGAACAGUUAUUGUCCACUGAACGCUUGCACUCCCAAGACCCUCUGCUGUCUCCAGAGCACUCAGGUAUUGAAGAGCAGUCUAUGUCACGGGCUUUGUCACACUCAGACAUCUUUGUUUCUACACCUGUCUUGGAUCGUUACCGGAUGACUAAGAUGCACUCUCAUCCCAGUGCCUCAAAUAACUUAUACAACACCUUGAGUAUGAACAAAACAUCUGAAAAGCGCCAGGCAUUCGCCUCCAGGCGGCACAACACAGUGGAGCAGCUACACUAUAUCCCAGGACACCAUCAUUACCACACAGGUAGCAAGACAGAGGUGACUGUUUGAUCUGACACUGUGCAUAGAUGUGACACUGUGCACAACUGGGGUAGCAUCAGUGCCGUACACAGCAGUGGCCUUAUGGCCAAGGUAACCUCUAAUCCCAGGUCUGACAAGACUCUUCUGACAGUCCUGUCUGUGUUGUUUUACUCAUCUACAUGUUAUUGACAUGAAGUGGGGGGGGGGGGGCUGAACAGAGAGAGAUGCAGGUGAGAGUUCCUGACACACUCCGUUUCUGUCAAUGAAAGCCACACAUGACGAUGGUUCCUUUCGAGGACUUGCCUGCACCUCCUCUCUAGUUUUGAAAAAGAUAGGAUUUUCAAGUCUUUCAUUAAAAACAGAGAAGAGUCACGUACAAUUGGUGUAAUAAGGCAAAUUUUGCAAGCUCCAGAGCUGGAACAUUGGGAUCCUGUUGUGAUCCCUGUUAUUUCCCAGGUGUUGAGUUUUACAAAAGACUUCUUGGUUGGUGACAAUCCCAGCUGCAAUCCUUCCUGUACUUUAGCAGGUGGUAAUCCAUUUUCAUGGAUCCUUGGUUCUUCCUGGUCCCAGGGAAAAAUUCCAGUGGCCAACACUAUUACCACUGAGUAGCAAUGGAUGUUAUGGAUGGGAAGCCACACUAUUUUACAUUUAACUGUAAAAAAAGAAGUACUCCAGUGCGUAUAAAUGGUCAGCCCUCUAGAUGGAUGGCGUGAGAUGGAUUUGUUUAUAAGCACAAUUCUGCCAAUAUGUUCACCAGCCCCUAUCCCUUCUUCCUAACGUCCUCAUCUGUAAAUCCCCAAAAUGUAAAAUAAAAAGGGGAAUGGAACAGAACUACUUGUCAGUAGUAAGAGGCACCCAAAUGUCACCUGUUUCCACACAACUGAAUUCCAAUCCAUUUAAAAAAAAAUCUUCAGCAUGCUGUUCACCAAGAGAAGGACAAAUAGGAUAUAAGAGAAACAGAACAGUUGUAACCUGAUGAUCAGUUUGUGAAAAGCUGGUCACAGUUCACUUUGUGUUUGAUUCAUUGUCAGCUUGUACCUUUCACUCUCCCCGGGAAGUUUUGCAAUGGACUUGCCACUUUAUAGGAUCCUCUUAGUAAAAUUUAUC
Molecule: messenger RNA, 2875 nt
Organism: Heteronotia binoei (common prickly gecko)
Lineage: Eukaryota; Metazoa; Chordata; Lepidosauria; Squamata; Gekkonidae
Gene: SHISA6
Product: shisa family member 6
Exons: 5
Coding region: 170-1798 (542 amino acids)
Biological process (GO): regulation of short-term neuronal synaptic plasticity; regulation of AMPA receptor activity
Cellular component (GO): dendritic spine membrane; AMPA glutamate receptor complex; postsynaptic density
Source: RefSeq, a predicted model, not a curated record